Molecule: messenger RNA, 489 nt
Organism: Fusarium coffeatum
Lineage: Eukaryota; Fungi; Ascomycota; Sordariomycetes; Hypocreales; Nectriaceae
Exons: 2
Coding region: 1-489 (162 amino acids)
Biological process (GO): fungal-type cell wall organization
Cellular component (GO): fungal-type cell wall
Molecular function (GO): structural constituent of cell wall
Source: RefSeq, a predicted model, not a curated record
AUGAAGUUCGCUGCUGCUCUCGCUUUCGCUGCUGGCGUUGCCGCCCACGCCAAGAACGUUACCUACACCACCGAGGUCGUUACUGCUUACACCACCUACUGCCCCGGUCCCACUGAGAUCGUUCACGGCGACAAGACUUACACCGUCACUGAGGCCACCACCCUGACCAUCACUGACUGCCCUUGCACCGUCACCAAGCCCGUCCUCACCACCUCCGCUGUUGUCUGCCACGACUGCCCUCAGCCUGGCAAGCCUACUGGCCACCCCGGUAAGCCCGGCCACCCCGGCCAGGGCCACAACUCUACCAUGGUCCCCGUCUACCCUACUGGCAAGCCCUCUCACGGUGGUGAGGGUGACCACCCCGCCGGCCCUGGUGCCACUCCUACCGCUGGCUCCCCCAGCGAGGUCCCCACUGCCGGUGCCGGCAAGGUCGCUGCCCUCUCCGGUGCCGGCCUCGCUGGUAUGGUCGCUCUCGCUGCUUUCCUGUAA